AUUUCCAUUUUUGCCCCUCCUGUCAAACGCAGUUGCAGAACCGAACACGAUUCACGCAUUUAAUAUAUGUACAUACAUACUCGUAGUACAUAUAAACAUGUGCAUGAACUCCAAAAAGUCAAUUGAGUUUGCACCCACACACGCUUACACAUAGAUUUCGCUGCAAACCAGUCUGUGCUGCGCCGCACACGACCGCCAAGGGGAGCCGCGACGCGAAUGUCGAAACAGCGAUGGCGAAUGCAAACGUCUCUUUUGCGUACACGCACCCACCGAAUGCUUGAAAAACGCAAUUGCAGCCGCAAAAAAGUGCAUACAACAACUGGCAACAAAACCAAAAAAAAAUAUUAAAGUAAUAAUACAACAAACACACGGCAGCAAUGGCAACAAUACAAAAAUGUGUAAAUGGCCGCGUAACAUGCCAGUGAUCGUACACUCGCGGCAGUCGCGAACUCGCUCAUGCGCUCGCAUUUCGCUAUGCAUGCCGAUGCCACAAGCAACGGCUAACAAGAACAAAAACAACAAAAACGCAAACGAAAUGCACGAGUAUGACGCUGCUUCGGCGAAUCUAUGUUUUCACUACAUAAUUCUUAUUAUUGCUGUUGUUGUUGUUAUCUUUCAUAUAUUCAUUUGCCAAUGCCAACGAUCGCUGUCACGACUGCAAUUGCAUUUGUUGUUUGCCCACUCGCUCACACUCGCGUGCAAAUGUGCAGCGAAUGCGUGUGCCAGCAAGUGCCAAUAUGCAGCAGCAGUGUAUAACUGUUAUACCGAGAGGAGAGCGCAUUGGCGAAUAAGUGUUGUUGGUAUGUGCGCGUAGACUACGCAUAAGUGCAGUGAGGGGAAAGUGCAUGCCAUGCGUUGCAAUGCAGAAACGCUGUGAGAGCGAUUUGUUGUGUUUGUUUGCUUUUUUGUUGCCCUCGCUGCUGUAUAACAGUCGAAUAGCAUAGAAUUUCCCCUCAAUCGAGCAUGCAAUGCAUUUUCUCCUGCCAAGGGCCACCACCACCACCACAGCAGCAUACAAUACAUACACAAGCACAGAUAUAUUUACUGUUGUAUGUGUGUGUAUGCGUGCCUGUGCGUGAGCGUGGGUUAGUGAAUUUUCUUUUUGCUUGGAUUUUCACAAACAUUUCUCCUGCAGCGCAGAGAGUCUGAUUUUUUUUUUUUGCCCUUGCACUGCCAAUGCGAAGGGGCAAUGCUGAAGUCGGUCGGUCGGUUGAUGACUGAGGCGCCGCUUUUCUAAUAUAAUACGCUUGGUUCGUCUUAUUUGGCUGGUAAGGAGGGUGUUUGCCUGUGUGUGUGUUUGUCAUUGUGUUUGCCCAAUUGAGAGCGGGGAAAAUGAAGCGUAGAGUAUGAAAAUUUUUGGAUUGACUUGCCGCGUGCACCGACAGCGCAUUUUUAUUCAAGUUUGAGCACUCGGAUCUGCAACAACGCAACGUGACGCAGAAAAUUUACAAAACAAAAAUACAAAAAAUUGGGAAAAACACAAAAUUCCGCACAAGUUUGUAAUUCAGCUAGAAACUUAACUGUGACAUUCGAAAAAAAAAUUACAACAAAAUAUAAAAAUAAAAAACAACAACAAAGCAUAAAAAUAAAAAAUACCAGAAAAUAUUUAAAUUAAAAUAACAACAAAAUUUAAAAAUUAUAAUAAUAACAACAACAAAAUUUUAAAAAUAGAAAUAACAACAAAUUUUAAAAAUAAAAAUUACAACAAAAUAUAAAAAUAUAAAUAACAACAAAAUACAAAAAACGCUAAAUACAAUAAUAAAAGCCAUUGCAAAUGUUUGCGCAAACUUGAUGCGUACGUGCGUUGAGUGAAAAUUGCAGUGUAGUUAUAAACACGGAAGGAAAGCAACAACAUUUUUAAAGUCCAAUAGACAAUUGUAAAGCUUUAAGCUGGCUCUCAAAAUACGCAAGAAUCUCACCUAUAACUCAUCCACAUCCUCAUCAUCCACCCCAACUAACAUCAACGAUCACGCAUCCACAUCCGCUAACGAUCCUGAAAUCUCAUUAUCAUCCUUGUCCUCGGCCCUCUUACCGGCAUCAUUGCUGAGUACGACAUUUCAGAAUCUCAUACCAUACGCCAUUGCAGGCAUAGCGCCGGGACCGCAUAAUCUGUUGGCACCGCCGCCGCCGCCCUUGCCGGCAUCCUCGUCUUUGUCGUCGCUGCCAGCGGCGUCUGCGACAUCGAGCUGCGGCCCCAACAACGGUUCGAGCAGUGCCGAUUCUAGCCCACAGACAAGCGCUAACAGCGCAAUUUCAGCACACGCAGCCAUGGGUGGUCCACAUCCGCCAUUGCCGCCGACCAUUGAGGGUCAAACAUAUUGUUUACGUUGGAAUAAUCACAAAUCGAAUCUAGUGGAGAUUCUUGAUGCGCUAAUUAAGGUCGAGAGUUAUGUUGACUGCACAAUUGUUGUCGACGAUCAAGUGCAAUUCAAAGCGCAUCGCGUGGUGCUCGCCGCCAACUCGCCAUAUUUCCAGGCCAUACUGCAGGACGUACCCAUGGAUCAUUGCAGCAUUAUAUUUCCCGGCGUUAAAGCAUUUGAAAUGCGUGCACUACUUGAUUAUAUGUACACGGGUGAAGUGAAUGUCACGCAAAGUCAGAUACCCACAAUAAUGCGUAUUGCCGAGGAGCUGGAGGUGAAAGGACUUUUCGAUAUGGCCGAUCUGAAGGAGAAGUUCAACAAACUAAGCGAAGAACAUGCGGAUCGUGCCAGUCACGGUUAUCCGUAUGCCGCAGCCAGUACUUCUGGUCUAACCGCACCAUAUGCCAUGGCUACGAGUUCAUCCUCGGCACAAGGCCUACCCAGUGGUGUACACAAUGGCAAGGAGCAUCAUGGCGCCGAUUUUCCAAUGCCUUCACAACACAAUUCCUCAUCCGUGAUCUCAACAUCAUCGCACAUAUCACCAUCAGCUGCCGCUUCGAGUACAUCUUCGCCACCAUAUACUAACUAUAAAUCGCCAUAUACCAAUCUGUAUUCCAAAUCGCCUGGUCCCUCUAAUGGUCCCGGUUCUGCUGGGAAUGGAUCUAGUUUAGGACAAAGCAAAUCGGCCAAUACACCACAGACACCAACACACUCACAAACUCAACCGCCGAAUGCAGAUCACGCACAAUGGCCGUUAUCGCCUUCGGCAGCGGUCGGUAUGUUGGGCUCCGUCUAUGACUCUGUGCCAGACAAUCCACUCAAGCGUAAAAAACUGUCGUCCAUGACUUCAAUGUUAAUGAACCGCGAUACACCCAUUCUACGUAACGUCUUAGCUCAAGCCAAUCCCGCCGAUUCAUCUCAGCCGAUAUCAUUCUCUAUGCCUAGUGCCAGCAAAACCGACAGCAAAUCCAGUGCCGAUAAAAACUCGCCGCAUGGAGGUUCAAUGGGUGGACACAACAACAACCAUGGUCAGCACUUCAACGGCGGCGCCGACUUUGGUAGCGAAAAGAAAUAUCACGAUGAACCACAUUCGCCUUACACAGAUCGUUCGUUUGAUGACGACGCCUACGAUGCCAAGGGCAAUUAUGGUGGCGGCUUCAGCUCCAACUCAAAUCAGAAACCCGAAUGGAAACGCUAUAAACAAUACACACGCAGCGACAUUAUGUCCGCCAUACAGUGUGUACGGGAAGGUAUGAGCGCACUACAAGCCUCACGAAAGUUUGGUGUACCGUCGCGCACGCUCUAUGACAAAGUCAAGAAGCUGGGCAUAACCACAGGUCGGCCAAUGAAUCGCACCAUGAAACGUAGUCCGAGUACGGUGGAUUCGACUGCUGCUUUCUCCUACCCACAUGCUUAUGGCGCCGAACCCUUAAUGUCAACGAUGCAUGAAGGACGCAAUGACGAACGCGAGCCCAAAGAUCACCACCGCGCCGAACAUCACCACAUGCCACCACAAUUGCCGCAUUCGCUCUUAGAUCAUGCGUUGCUACAACAGGCGUUGGAGAGCCGUGGAGGCGAUAUUGCCGGACGUGGCGCACUGUUGUUAGCAGCAGCCGCACAUGCUGCUGCGAACCGUAUCUCAACCAGCCCGGGUCCGAACGGUUCGAAUGCCAUGCGUUCGCCGAGUCCACCGAAUUAUGGCCGCAAAUACGGACGUGGCAGUGAGCAAGAUUUUGCCAUGGAGCGGGACGGACGUAGACGUGAACGCGGCAGAGACCGCGAUAUGGACAGUAGUCGAGAAAAUGAGCGUCGCAUGCUGGAGCAUGAGUUAGAUCGCGAGCGUGAGCGCGAACUGGCAAGUGAAAGUGAUCGCGAACGCGAACUUGAGUAUGAACGUGAGCAGCGCGAAGAACGCGAAUGUGAGAGGAAACGUGCGCGCGAAUACGAACGCGAACAUGAGCGCGACAUGGAACGUGAACACACACGUGGGCGUAAGCGUGCCAGCCGACGACGCUCUCACGACGAUGAGGAGGAGACUACCGGCCAGGUUGAAGAUCUAUCUGUAGCGCGCCGCAAUUGCAUGUCACCAGCGCCAACAGAAUCGCCACACAGACGUACACGUUCACCAUCCUACUCACCACCACCACCACAACCGCCAACAGCAACAGCACCACCAACAGCGCUUGAAUGCGGUAGUGGCGUUAUAAAACUGGCAACCGCAGCCGCCGUUGCGGUAGCCGCGUCAACAGCCGAUGAUAGUCGUUGUUCGAGUCGCAGUAGUAACGGUUUAACGAUGGCUGAUAAUAUCAGCAACGAUGAGUACAACAACGAAACGAGUGCCACCCUAGAGGCAGCAACAACAAUGACCGCGAUAAAACGUGAAAUCAUUAGCAGCGACGACGUACGCACCGACUGAUUAAUGCUCUCCAUGGCGUGGCACUACGCAACCGAUACCUGUUAUGAAUCGUUGUUCUGGAGCCGUUGACUGCUGUCCGUUAUGCGUGCCAUUUUUCGCUUACCGCGUACAUAACUUUAGUAAGGAAUUUACGGUGCAAUAGGCGUCUGAAAGUGGGGGCAGUCUAAAGAAGCUUUAAUUGAGUUCCCUAAUGUUGAAUUUUUUGAGUGUUAGUGGCUGCGAAAAGGGGCCACCUACUAAAAACCGACAACCGGUGUCGGACUUAUCAGUGAACUCAGUGAAUAUGUAUUAAAUAUUACUUGUUAUUGGUGUAAAUUCUUUAAAUUUGGCAAUGCGCACUAAUUGUAUACAACAUUACUAUUGGUUUAUUAAAAAAAAAAAUAAUAAUAAUAUGCAAAAUAUUAUAAUUCCUUGAAAAGCGCUUAAUUUGCUGCAAAAGAGUAGGUGCCACAAACA
Messenger RNA from Bactrocera dorsalis (oriental fruit fly), 5232 nucleotides. RefSeq lists its product as uncharacterized. Bases 2269 to 4776 code for a protein of 835 amino acids. Gene Ontology annotation, cellular component: nucleus. Gene Ontology annotation, molecular function: protein binding; DNA binding. Gene Ontology annotation, biological process: regulation of transcription by RNA polymerase II. Lineage: Eukaryota; Metazoa; Arthropoda; Insecta; Diptera; Tephritidae. The record is from RefSeq and is a predicted model, not a curated record. The transcript is spliced from 3 exons.